UCCCCCAGUACGGACUGCUGCGGAGGCGGCUGCUGCUAUCGAUUAGCACCGUGGCCUGGUUGCUCCAGAAAAAAGGCGGACUGCGCCCGGUGCCGGCGGCUGAGACAGCUAGCGGGCCCGCCCGCCCGUCUGCCGCGCGCACGCGUGUUUUGUCCUCGAGCUGGCUGGAACCAGCCGAACAGGAAGCGGGCGCGCGGUGGCCCCUCCGGACAGCGGCGCGGUGCGGGUGCCUCUUCCGCUACCGCCACAGGCCCGCGGGCCGAGGAGGCGCUAUGGGCCUCCUUAGCCGAUCAGCCGGAGCCCAGGCCAACGCAAUCUGGGAAACGAGUCCCAGCACGGCCUCUUUUGCAGGCUGAGGACGGGAGGAGGGGCGCGAGCCAGGACAUUUUAUUUCCUUACAUCAAAGAAAAUGUUAAAGAAUAUCUGCAGACACAUUGGGAAGAAGAGGAGUGCCAGCAGGAUGUCAGUCUUUUGAGGAAACAGGCUGAAGAGGAUUCCCAUCUGGAUGGGGCUGUUCCUAUCCCUGCUGCAUCUGGGCAUGGAGGAGGUGACCCGCAGCAGAUGAUCCAGGCUGUGGUGGAUAACGUGUGCUGGCAGAUGUCUCUGGACCGGAAGACCACGGCGCUGAAACAGCUGCAGGGCCACAUGUGGAGGGCGGCAUUCGCAGCUGGGCGCAUGAAAGCUGAGUUCUUCGAAGAUGUAGUUCCAGCGGUCCGGAAAUGGAGAGAGGCUGGAAUGAAGGUGUAUAUCUAUUCUUCAGGGAGUGUAGAGGCCCAGAAGCUAUUAUUUGGGCAUUCUACAGAGGGAGAUAUUCUCGAGCUCGUUGAUGGGCACUUUGAUACCAAGAUUGGACACAAAGUGGAGAGUGAGAGUUACCGAAAGAUUGCAAGCAGCAUUGGGUGCUCAACCAACAACAUCUUGUUUCUGACAGAUGUUACUCUAGAGGCCAGCGCUGCCGAGGAAGCGGAUGUGCACGUCGCUGUGGUGGUGAGGCCCGGCAACGCAGGGCUGACGGACGACGAGAAGACCUACUACAGCCUCAUCACGUCCUUCAGCGAGCUGUACCUGCCCUCCUCAGCCUAGACCGGGGCCAUAAGGAACACCAGCCCGUCCUCACAGACUUCUCCCUAUAGUCUAGUUUUAUUCUAAUGGUAAAAGUAACGUACUUAAAAACCAUAUAUACACACACAUAGGUAUGCAAGUGUAUAUAUGCGUAUGUUUGAAUUGCCUUCCUCAGGCACAUAAGUGAAAAAAAAAAUCUCCGUUCAGUGAAAAGGAAACUUAGUUAAAGAUGCUUUCUGUGUAGAAAUCAUUUGAAACCACAACUCUAACCCUUACUGAGGGCAAAAUGUAGCUGAUAGAAGAAUUACCACAAUGCAGAUCACACGUGUUAUGUUUAUCAAGUCAUGUACCAACAUGGAAAGGUACGUUCAAGAAGUUACUCAGAAGCCUUGUUAUUUUAAAAACUGGAAGUCUUUCAUAGACUUAGUCCUAAUAAUAACUAAUUCCCCUUUUAAAUUAUGAAUUAGAAGAUUAUGACAGCUGGAUUUCAAAAUAUUAGCCUCCCUCUGUACAAAAGACAAAGCCUAUUUGUUUCUGCUCUGAAAGAGAGCAAAAUUGGGAAAGGAAACUCAUUUGAAUCUUGAUGAAGCAAGUGUCUAUUACUGAAGAAACUUGAGCUAAUCAUUGUGGUUCCCCUAUCUAGGCCUUACCAAUAAAAAAGGUGCAUUGAUGUAACAGCUAAAAUUGGAAUGUGAUUCUUAAUGUUUAACAGAAUAGUCCUAAUCCUGCCAGUUAUCAUUAUGGAUUUUAUAGUUGCCUUUCUAAUACUUUUUAGCACAGUUUGAGAAUAUAUGUUGCUAUUUACUAUUGAAAAACAAAAGGUUUACUGAAAUCAUUCCAUAAGACCCUUCCAGAAGAGCCCUAAUAAUGUAAUAUUUUCCUCUGAAAUGGAUGUGAAGAGUGUAAAUUUUAUAACAGCAUUAUUUAUCCUGGUUCAAUCCAAAUGGGAUGUCAUGUCAGUUUUGUGUCGUGAUUAAUAAAAACAUUUUCUUCUUCACUCA
Ailuropoda melanoleuca (giant panda) is the source of this 2063-nucleotide messenger RNA. It is a transcript of the gene ENOPH1, whose product is annotated as enolase-phosphatase 1. Gene Ontology annotation, molecular function: magnesium ion binding; acireductone synthase activity. The transcript has 6 exons. NCBI's taxonomy places the organism in Eukaryota, Metazoa, Chordata, Mammalia, Carnivora, Ursidae. Bases 562 to 1083 code for a protein of 173 amino acids. The record is from RefSeq and is a predicted model, not a curated record.